AUGGGAACAACAGAUUUGCUUUGUCAAUCCUUGCAAAAACAAUCUCAGGAUGUUGUUAAUGCUAUGCUUUUGGUUCGUUCAACAAAAGCUCUUAUUCAAGAUUUGAGAGAAAAUGGUUGGGAUAAAUUGUUUGCUAAUGUGGUGCCUUUUUGUGAAAAACAUGGUAUUGAAAUUCCUGACCUCAAUGAUUGUCAUUCAACAACAAGAUUUGGGCGUUCUCGUCUUGAAGAGAAUCAGGAUGGAUAUAAAGCUUUUGAUGUUGACACUAUAUGUACUCUUGUUCAAAAAUAUUAUCCCAUGGAUUUUAGUGAUCAUGAGAAGAUGAAAUUGCCAUUUGAUCUUCGACAUUUCCUUUUUGAUGUUCGCCAAUCAUCAACUUUCAAGAAUUUAUCAACUAUUCAAGAAUUGUGCUCAUGUUUGGCUGCCACUGGACAAAACAAAGAAUACUUCUUGAUUGAUAAGUUGUUGCGCCUUAUUAUGACUCUUCCAGUUUCUACAGCCACAACAGAAAGAUAUUUUUCAGCAAUGAAAAUUAUCAAGUCCAAGUUGAGAAACAAGAUGGGCCCUGGGUAUCUAGCAGAUAGCAUGUCAGUUUAUAUUGAAAGGGAAAUUAGUGCAUCUAUUAGUUCCGAGUCAAUUAUUGAUGAUUUCAAGUCACUCGGAAAGCGUAAAAUGUCACUUUAA
Molecule: messenger RNA, 684 nt
Organism: Medicago truncatula (barrel medic)
Lineage: Eukaryota; Viridiplantae; Streptophyta; Magnoliopsida; Fabales; Fabaceae
Exons: 2
Coding region: 1-684 (227 amino acids)
Molecular function (GO): protein dimerization activity
Source: RefSeq, a predicted model, not a curated record